GCAGCAAUAACAAAUAACAUUUUGUGCUUGUGCGUAUAUUUUUGUAAAGUUUAACUAUAGCCGAGCAGCGAACAAUUCCAAUUGGAAUUCUCAGCUGACUGCAGCUAAAACCGAACAACAAGAAACAGGAAGAAGAAGAAGAACCGCAAAAAUGGGCGAUUUUGAUUUAAAUGUGGACAGUUUGAUACAGCGGCUGCUGGAAAAUUUCAAAAAACAAAAAGAGGCCGAGGAGCAUGCCCAGAAGCUGCUCAUCUCUCAACAAUUGGCUGCCGCCGGUGUCGGUGCCGCCUCCACUUCAGCUGCCUGUUCAAUGGGCGGCGGCACGCCCCCCACUCCCAGCAGCAGCAGCGGCAGCAGCGGUGGCACAUCAGCAUCGGCAUCAGCAUCGGCAUCGGGUACGAGUGAUCCGUUAAAUGAGCUCACCGAUCAGCAGCGACGCAUGCUGCUGCAGGAAUAUUCAAUAUCGCCGCCCAGCGAGACAAUGAUAUCGGCGGAUGGCGAUCAGAUAACGGUGCAUCAUCCGCGCGAGGAGCCCAAAAAAUCCAGAUUGAAAUUGCGUGAUUUCUUCGUUGCCGAAUUUGUGCGCAGCUGCCGCACCGGCAAACAGGUGCAGAUGACGGAGGCGGAGGUGCGUGGCUUGUGUCUGAAGUCGCGCGAGAUAUUCUUGCAACAGCCGAUAUUGCUGGAAUUGGAGGCACCGCUGAUCAUAUGCGGCGACAUACACGGACAGUACACAGAUCUGUUGCGACUCUUCGAAUAUGGCGGAUUUCCACCGGCUGCCAAUUAUCUGUUUCUUGGCGAUUAUGUGGAUCGGGGCAAGCAAUCGCUAGAAACGAUCUGUCUGCUGUUGGCCUACAAGAUCAAAUAUCCGGAGAAUUUCUUUUUGUUGCGCGGCAAUCAUGAGUGUGCCAGUAUUAAUAGAAUUUAUGGCUUUUACGACGAAUGCAAGCGUCGCUAUAAUGUCAAACUAUGGAAGACCUUCACAGACUGUUUCAACUGUCUGCCGGUGGCCGCGAUCAUUGACGAGAAGAUCUUCUGCUGCCAUGGCGGGCUCAGUCCCGAUCUGCAGGGCAUGGAGCAGAUACGUCGCCUAAUGCGUCCCACAGAUGUGCCAGACACUGGCCUGCUCUGCGAUCUGCUCUGGAGUGAUCCCGACAAGGAUGUGCAAGGCUGGGGCGAGAACGAUCGCGGCGUCAGUUUCACCUUUGGCGUUGAUGUCGUCUCCAAAUUCUUGAAUCGACACGAGCUGGACUUGAUUUGUCGUGCGCAUCAGGUCGUUGAGGAUGGCUACGAGUUCUUUGCGCGCCGACAGCUCGUCACACUGUUCUCGGCGCCCAACUAUUGCGGUGAAUUCGACAACGCUGGCGGCAUGAUGACUGUAGACGAUACGCUCAUGUGCUCAUUCCAGAUAUUGAAGCCAUCGGAGAAGAAGGCCAAGUAUUUGUACAGUGGCAUGAACUCAUCGCGACCCACAACACCGCAGCGCAGCGCCCCAAUGUUGGCGACCAACAAGAAGAAAUAAUAUAUCCAUCCGCUUCCAUUUCCUUAAAAGGUUUAACCUCAACAAGAGCAACAACAAACAACAACAAACAACAACAAACAACAACAACAAAUGAAUAACUUUUAUAUAUACACAUACAUACGUACAUAAAUAUGUCGACAAAUAUCGUGUGCAAGUAAUUAACUAGUUAAAAACGCAAAAGCAGCAAAAACAACAAAAAAAAAAACAAAAAACAAAAAAAAAAAACAAAAUUCAAAUGCAAACAACAAUAAAGGAAGAAUAUCAGAAAAGAAUCACCGUUUGCCAAAGUCGGCUAAA
Drosophila grimshawi is the source of this 1819-nucleotide messenger RNA. RefSeq names its product serine/threonine-protein phosphatase beta isoform (gene flw). The coding region runs from base 152 to 1522 and encodes 456 amino acids. The transcript has 6 exons. Gene Ontology annotation, cellular component: cytoplasm; nucleus. Lineage: Eukaryota; Metazoa; Arthropoda; Insecta; Diptera; Drosophilidae. Gene Ontology annotation, molecular function: protein serine/threonine phosphatase activity. The record is from RefSeq and is a predicted model, not a curated record.